GUGCGCACACUAACACGAGUUUGGUCUCCUAGUCCUUUCUCUUUCUCCCCUCCCCUCCCCUUCCCUUCCCUUCCUCGCCUUACCCAGUUCCAACCGUCAACCAAGUCAGUUUAAUCCCAUAAAACACUCCUCCAAUUGGUCCUUCCUAAGCCAAAAUUCCCCCACUAACUUUUUUAUAUACAAAUUCAUUCUCCUUCUCCCCAUUUCUAUGUGCAAAUCCAAAAUGGCAACCAACGCCUCCGAUCCCACCCCAACUCGCCCCAGUCUCUCCCACCAACCUCGCCGAACUCAUUCCAAUCAAUCACCUCGUAUUCCUCAGCAAAACUUCUCCUAUCCCUCUACUUCCACCAGCGCCGAAUACGCUGCCCCCUCGUCCUCCUCAUCACAAAACAAAGCUUCUUCUUCCGGUACUUCCAUUGCAAGUCGAACUUCUUUAACCAGUCUCCGGGAAUCCAUAUCCGAAAGCCCUCACAUCUACAGCUUUUCCGAGAUUCGGGCAGCUACCAACAACUUCCUCUUGAAGAAGCACUCUGCGUCUAACUCCAAUUGUUGGCGCUGCAACUUGCGAAACCGUGACGUCAUCAUUUUCCAACGCAAGUUCCGCCGGAAACUCCAGAUGCAACAUUUGAAAGAGAGAUUAUCCGUGAUUUGUCGGAGCCACCACAACAGCAUCAUCAAGCUACUUGGCGCUUCCAUAUCUGAUGAUUAUGUUUAUCUGGUUUAUGAAUUCAUCAACGGUGGAAAUUUAUCUGAUUGUUUAAGAAAUUCAAAGAAUCCGGAUUUUACUGUAUUGUCCACGUGGAUGUCGAGAAUGCAGAUCGCCACAGAUCUCGCACAUGGCCUCGAUUACAUUCAUAAUAACACCGGCUUGAACUUGACUCUCGUUCAUAAUCAUAUUAAGAGUAGUAGCAUUAUAGUGACGGAACCGUCGUUUAACGCUAAGAUUUGCCAUUUCGGCACGGCGCAGAUGUGCGGAGAAUCGGAGGAGGAGUCUGAAAGAAGGGAUAAAGGAUCGAAAAAAGUUACCGAAAUAUCGGAAAUAACAGAUGAAGAGCCAGUUGCAUUAUUAAAGAGAUCGAGUAGUAGGAAGAUGCAAUUCGAAGGAGUGAGAGGUUACAUGUCGCCGGAAUUUCGCGAGACUGGGAUUCCGACCCAGAAAUCGGACGUAUACGGUUUAGGCGUGGUUAUAUUAGAGCUUUUGUCUGGUGAAGAGCCAUUAAAAUACAAAUAUGACAAAACACGUGGCGAAUUCACGAGGACUUCGGUGAUUGAGAGCGCUAGAUUGGCGAUGGAUGGUGGUGGUGAUGAUGGCGGUGAAAGGGGAGGGAGAUUAAGAUGGUGGAUGGAUAGAAGGCUGAAAGAUUCUUUCCCGAUUGAUGUGGCGGAGAAGUUGAUACGUGUCGCAUUAGAGUGCGUUGAUGUCGAUCCUGAUAAACGGCCAGAUAUGGGACGCGUGUCACGGAAGGUUUCAAAGUUGUAUUUGGAGUCUCAGGCUUGGACGGGGAACUUUAAACCUCCUACGGGUAUAUCGUAUUCUCUGGGGCCUAGAUAGACGUCAAGGUAAAUUUUUGUAGUUAGCUGGAUUUGAUUGCGAUGUAAGUAAAGGAUAUUGUAUGAUUUAUUUGAUUAAAUUAUUAUAGAAUAAUAAUAAUAAUUAGAAAUUUCUUUGCAUA
Molecule: messenger RNA, 1673 nt
Organism: Mangifera indica (mango)
Lineage: Eukaryota; Viridiplantae; Streptophyta; Magnoliopsida; Sapindales; Anacardiaceae
Product: lysM domain receptor-like kinase 3
Exons: 1
Coding region: 209-1552 (447 amino acids)
Biological process (GO): protein phosphorylation
Molecular function (GO): protein kinase activity; ATP binding
Source: RefSeq, a predicted model, not a curated record